CUUUGGAGAGAUCAGAUUUAUCAGUCAAUAGUUGCAGCUCCUGUACUUUAUUUCUAAGUGCACUUUAAAAUAUUUUACUAAUGGUUAAAAAUUAAACACAAAUCUAACAGCUGAUAUUCUAAAGAAUCCCAGCCAGAGGAAUUUGUCUACAAAGGGAGAUAAAAUUUCAUCAUGCGAAUGCUCCCAGUUUGCUUGGUUUUCUUCUCUCUCUUUUGUCUUUGUGGAUCAGAGAAUGCAGCACCUAAUGCUGAAGAAAACCAGUUUCAGCAGGUUGAACCUACCCAGCCAGCUGAGCAAGACACGUACCUCAUAGGAGAAUGCUUAAGCAACCAAUACACCCACAAGUCCUGUAAGAAAGUUUUUUGUCACCCAUGGGAACGAUGCGUGGAGGGAAAAUGCCUCUGUAAGCUUCCCUACCAGUGCCCAAAGAAUGGCUCUUCAGUUUGUUCUACCAAUGGAAAGAACUUCCAUACUUACUGUCAGCUAAAGAGCUAUGAGUGUCAACAACCCAAAGCAAAGUUUCUGCACAAGGGAAAAUGCAUGCCUGAAGAAACAUUUUCAGUCUCUCUGGUUCAUGGAAAUCUAAACUUGCUUCAAGUAAAGCCUGUUAAUCAAAAGGACAACAGUUUUGUAUGUGCUACUGAGUGGACUAUGAACGAAGCAAACGUGGCUUGCAAGCACCUUGGCUUUGAAUUAGGUGCUGAAUAUUACCAAGCCAUUUCCAGCAUCACAGAAUCUGCCUUAAAUUCAUUGCACUGUCUGCAAAUAACUUGCAGGGGCCUAGAGACAAGUCUUGCUGAAUGUCACACAGAGAUGAAAUCAAGAGAUAGUAAUGAGGGACUUGUUAGCCUCCAGUGCUAUGUAAAUCUCAGAGUUUGUUCAGAUGGUGAGUUUCAUUGUGUCAACAAGAAGUGCAUUUCUCUGAGUAAAACCUGUGAUGGAAUCAAUGACUGCGGAGACCUAAGUGAUGAAUUGUGCUGUAGAGAGUGCAGAGACAACAGUUUCCACUGUCGGUCAAAUAUCUGUAUUCCAAAUAAGAAUGUCUGCAACCAAGAAACUGAUUGCCUCACAGGAGAGGAUGAAGCUCGAGUUCGCUGUGCAGGUUUCCUUCUGAAAGACAAAGAAAAAGGGGCUGAAAAUAACAGCAUGGAUGAAGAAAGAAGAAUGAUAAAGACAUUUCUUCCCCAAGCACACUGUGGUGUUACAAAUCACACAUUAACUCGACGGAAAAGAAUCGUAGGUGGAGAGAUUGCAAAAAAGGGUGAAUUCCCCUGGCAAGUGGCAAUUAAAGACACCAGCAAUGAAGGUACAACAGUGUACUGUGGAGGGGUUUAUAUUGGUGGCUGUUGGGUUCUGACUGCUGCACACUGUGUCAGGGCAAAUCGAGUCCAUCUCUACCGUGUCUGGGUUGGAAUGUUGAAUACAAUACAGUAUGACAAAGAGACACAUACUUUUAGACUAAAACAACUGAUAAUUCAUGAAAAUUACAAUGCAUCAACUUAUGAAAAUGACAUUGCUCUGCUGGAGCUGAGUGGUUCUGGGAAUGGAGAAUGCUCCCCAGACCACAACAGCAUACCUGCCUGUAUCCCCUGGUCAGAGUAUAUGUUCAAGACUGGUGACAGAUGCAAGAUUUCUGGAUGGGGACUAGAGAAAGGUUAUACCAAACAAUUUAUCCUCAAGUGGGGAAAUGUUAAUAUAUUUCAGAAUUGUUCUGCAUUGUAUCCAGGACGAUUUUUUAAAAAAAUGGAAUGUGCAGGUACUUAUGAUGGCUCCACAGACAGCUGCAAAGGUGAUUCAGGAGGACCCUUGGUCUGUUAUGAUGCAGAAAAUGUGGCAUAUGUCUGGGGUAUUGUGAGUUGGGGUGAGAACUGUGGGGAGGCUGGUCACCCUGGCGUGUACACAAAGGUUGCCAGCUAUUAUGACUGGAUUAGCCACCAUGUGACACGGAGUCUCAUUGCACGGUACAAUAUCUGAGCUUAUAUUCAAUACUUCCUUCAUAUCACCCAUGCAAAACCAAACACCAGCACUUUUUCACGAUCAGCAGUCAUGUAACUUAGCAACAAUUACUACAAAUCUUUAAAGAAUAUAUUUUGAAAAUUCUUUACAGUCUAUGAAUAGCAUAAUUUUGCAGAGCCCGUAGGAAGAGAAUUCUACAGACACAAGUCCACAGCAAAAGUCUCUAAUAAAGAAGGAUAUUAAAAUAU
Molecule: messenger RNA, 2204 nt
Organism: Chiroxiphia lanceolata (lance-tailed manakin)
Lineage: Eukaryota; Metazoa; Chordata; Aves; Passeriformes; Pipridae
Gene: CFI
Product: complement factor I
Exons: 12
Coding region: 172-1974 (600 amino acids)
Biological process (GO): proteolysis
Cellular component (GO): membrane
Molecular function (GO): serine-type endopeptidase activity; protein binding
Source: RefSeq, a predicted model, not a curated record